This is a messenger RNA of Rotaria sordida, 2487 nucleotides long. NCBI's taxonomy places the organism in Eukaryota, Metazoa, Rotifera, Eurotatoria, Philodinida, Philodinidae. The record is from the annotation of a GenBank genome assembly.
AUGGCAGCGGUCGAUUCUGCGACUAGUAGUUUUCAAAAUCAGCAAAAUAAUGAGCAAGCAAUACGUUUGAUUUUACUUGGUAUGACAGGAGGUGGUAAAAGUUCUUUGGGCAAUACAUUACUUAAUUUCAAACUAUUCAAAGCAAAAGCAUCGCCCACUUCUGUCACCAAGAAUUGUCAAGUUGGUUAUCGAAAUUUUAACAAUCGACACCUUGUUAUUGUUGAUACUCCGGGAUUCUUUGAUAAUCAUGCUAAUGCUAAAGAGAAUUAUAAUGAUAGUGGUAGUGAUAAUGAUAAUGAUAAUGAUAAUGAUAGUGAUAGUAAUAAUGAUAAUGAUAGUGAUAGUGAUAGUGAUAAUGAUAAUGAUACUGAUAAUGAUAAUGAUACUGAUAAUCAUAAUCAUAAUCAUAGUGAUAAUGAUGAAAAAACAUGUAUUAAAAUUGGCCAAUCACUUCAAACAACAGUCCCAGGUCCACAUGCAUUUCUUAUUGUACUUUCACUUAGUGCAGGAGGACGAGUGACAAAAGAAGUUAAAAGAGGAUAUAAAUGGAUAACGAAGAUAUUCGGUGAUCGUGUAUUAAACUAUUGUAUUAUUAUCUUUACUGGUUUAGAUAAUCUUAAUGAAGAUGGACAAACAGUGAAACAAUAUUUAGCAAAAUGUAAACCACCUUUAGCUAAAUUAAUGGAAAAAUGUGGUGAGCGAUACGUGGCUUUCAAUAAUCGGGCUUCGCUAGAAGAGAAAAAUAAUAAAAUUCAAGAAUUAUUAGAUUUAAUUGACCGCGUUAUACAAAAUAAUGGUAAUCAAGUGUUCACGAAUAAAGAAAUUGAAGCAAUUAGCAAAUUACUUUGGCAUCUUGUUUGUCUCGACGAUCAUAGCGAUGAGGUGCUUCGACAUCAUCUCUAUGAACUUGAUCCUUGUAUAAGAACAUUCGAUCGAUUCGAUAUAUGUCAAAAAUAUCUUGAUUCAAUUAGUCAACGUACCAUUGCUACGAAACCGGUUCUAUUUGUUGCUAUUAAUAGAAUGGGGCGACAAUUUAUACCUGAAAUUCAUUCAAAUGAUCGACUUAAAGCUUUUUAUAUUUUUAUUUCUUCAGAUUCAACUAGCGAUCGAAAAACCAAAUGGACUACAAAAUAUAACAAGAUAAAACGUGUAUGCGCCGAUAUCAAUCAAUUAAUCACAUAUAUUAAACAAGAUGCUGCUGUUCUUACACAUAACAUCAUUCGAAUUUAUUUGACUUUAAUUUGGGUUCCAAUAAUUGCUCCUGUUUAUCGUUUAGAUUAUAAAGAUAUUCAUAAUGUUUCGCCGUCUUCAACAAAACCUGCAAGACAACGAAAUAAUCAAGAUUAUAUAGUCUGCUGGCUCGAUUUGAAUAUUGAUGAGACAAACAAUGAUUAUCAAUAUUCUCUUUCCCUACUACAUCAAAUCGUGGAUACUAUUCACACAUUUACUAGUGCGGAUGAUUGUGUAGAUUAUUUUACCGAUUUAACGGAUGAAAAAAUAUUCCUUAUUGUUUCUGGUGCUUUUGGCCAACAUAUCGUACCAUUAAUUCAUGAAAUACCGCAAAUUAAAUCAAUCUAUGUAUUUUGUGGUGUAAAUAAAUCGAAUUAUGAAGCAUGGGCUAAAGAGUAUGGAAAAAUAAAAGGUGUCUUCACUCAAAUUGUAUCCAUUUGUGAUAUACUUGAGCAAGAUGUUCAUCAAUCAAAUCAUGAUUUAAUAGCAAUUAGUUUUGUCCCAUCAUCUGACUCGUUCAUUAAUGUCAAAUUAGAUCAACUGGAUCCGUCAUUUAUGUAUACAAAGCUACUCAAAGAAAUUCUUCUCGACAUGAACAAUAUUGGUAGUGUUUUGCGAAAUCAAAAUCAAUUAAACGAAGCGUUAGAAUACAUGGAGCGAGCUCUUAACAUCGAACUUCUAGCUCCACAACCCAAUUCACUUAAAAUUGCUUCUUAUCAUAACAAUAUUGGUCUCGUACUGACUGAUCUGAACAAUUUCAAUAAUGCAUUAAUACAUUAUGAACAAGCGUUCGAAAUUCAACAGAAAUACUUGCCACCAAAUCAUCCUGAUCUUGCUACAUCAUAUAAUAAUAUCGGCGCUAUUUAUAAUGAACUUCAAGACUAUAGCAAAGCUUUAUCUUUUUACGAAAAAUCUCUUGAUAUAAUGCAACAAUCGCUGCCACCCAACCAUCCUGAUCUUGCCGUGCCAUACAAUAAUCUUGCCUCUAUUUACAAUGAACUUCAAGAAUACAGUAAAGCUUUGUUAUAUCAUGAAAAGUCUAUGCAAAUCAUGCAAAAAUCAUUUCCACCCAAUCAUCUAUCUUUAGCUUUCGGUUACCAUAAUUUGGCAUUAACAUUUUAUCGUUUACAUUUGUAUGAAAUCGCGCUAGAGUAUGGUGAAAAAGCGAUAGAAAUAUAUUAUCGUGCAUUGGAACCUAAUGAUCCACAAGUGAUAACUUGUCAAGAGACUCUGAAUGCAAUUCGUGAAAAAUUAUAA